Pistacia vera is the source of this 1575-nucleotide messenger RNA. RefSeq names its product pentatricopeptide repeat-containing protein At1g05600-like. Lineage: Eukaryota; Viridiplantae; Streptophyta; Magnoliopsida; Sapindales; Anacardiaceae. Gene Ontology annotation, molecular function: protein binding. The record is from RefSeq and is a predicted model, not a curated record. The transcript has a single exon. Bases 1 to 1575 code for a protein of 524 amino acids.
AUGAGUGUAGUAUGGCCAAGGCUUUUAACACCUAAUAACCUGUCUCAGAUCAUUAGGAAGCAGAAAAAUCCACCAACAGCUCUCAGAAUUUUCAAUGAAGCCCUAGAGAGAUACCCCAGUCAUCAACACAAUGGUCCAGUUUAUGCUACAAUGAUUGGCAUUCUUGCAAGUUCAAAUCGAAUCAUGGAAAUGAAAGAAGUUAUUAAUCAGAUGAAAGGAGAUUCUUGUGAGUGUAAGGAUAAUGUUUUUGCCACUGCUAUACAGACUUAUGCAAGAGCUGGAUUGUUGAAUGAGGCUGUUUCGCUUUUUAAGAACCUUUCACAAUUCAAUUGUGUGAAUUGGACUCUGUCUUUUAAUACCCUUUUGAGGGUAAUGGUGAAAGAGUCUAAGCUUGAAGACGUUCAUCAAAUAUUCUUGGAGAGUUGUUACGGAUGGGAAGUGAAGUCUCGAGUUCAGUCUCUGAAUUUGCUAAUGGAUGUAUUAUGUCAACGUAAACGAUCUGAUCUUGCAUUGCAAAUUUUUCAGGAGAUGGAUUAUCAGGGUUGUUAUCCUGAUAGGGAAAGUUAUCGUAUCUUAAUGAAGGGUUUGUGUGAUGAUGAGAGACUUCAUGAGGCACAGCACUUGUUGUAUUCUAUGUUUUGGAGAAUCUCUCAGAAGGGUAGUGGUGAGGAUAUUGUGGUAUAUAGGAUUCUUUUAUUUGCUUUAUGUGAUAAAGGGAAAGUUCAAGAGGCAGUGGAGAUUCUUGAAAAGAUUUUAAGGAAGGGGCUUAAAGCUCCUAAGAGUUGUCGCCAUCGUAUUGAUCUUAGUCCAUGUAAUACUGGUGAAGAUAUAGGAAGUACUAAAUGUUUGAUUAGUGAAGCUUUGAUCAGAGGCAGCAUUCCCAGUUUGGCUAGUUACAAUGCAAUGGCUAUUGAUCUAUAUAAUGAAGGUAGGAUUGAUGAGGGUAAUAAACUGCUUGACGAAAUGCGAAGUAAAGGCUUUUGGCCAUCACUGGUGAUUUAUCAGGCAAAAUUGGCUGCUCUGUGUAAAGAAGGUAUGGUUGAUGAAGCGGUGAAGGUGGUUGAAGAGGAAAUGGUGAAAGGAACUUUAGUGCCCACUGUUAAAGUGUAUAAUAUCUUGUUGAAAGGCCUAUGUGAUGCAGGAAAUUCAAAAGUUGCAGUUGGAUAUUUGAACAAGAUGGCUAAACAGGUUGGCUGUGUUGCUAAUGAGGAAACAUGUGGCAUUUUAGUGGAUGGGCUGUGUAGAGAUGGUAGUUUUAUUGAAGCGAGUAAGAUUUUGGAGAAGAUGCUGAUUAAAUCUUAUUGGCCUUCUGUUCACACUUACAAUGUGCUUAUAAGAGGUCUUUGCUCAAUAGGCAGGCAAUAUGAAGCAAUGCUAUGGUUGGAGGAGAUGAUCAGCCAGGGGAAGCUGCCAGAGCCUUCUGUUUGGAGCUGCUUGGUGGCAUCUGUAUGCUGCAAUAUGGCUGACAUGAAUAUUUGCUAUAAUCCCUCUGAGCAGCUGAGUGUUGGUGAUGCAAAUGCUGCUUCAGCUGAAACACCUUUUGUAGGAUCAUCAAGUUCAAAUCCUCAAGAUUGA